AUCGUUUUCCCAAAGGAUACCGGUGUGCCUCGCAGUUCAAACGAAGAACUAAAUAGACCUUCCGUCGGGCUGCAAGUGGUAUCCUCAUCCUCUUCCCCGCUCCCAUCAUUUAUCGCUCAAGUCAUGACUUCUGAGUUGCGUUUCUCCACUGAAGACGGUGGCAAGACUUUCACACGAAGACUUUUUGGUCUGGAGGCUUUUCUGGGUACAAUUGCGCACGUAUUUGUGUCUCUGUGCCGUUCCACUGUAGGACUGACUUUAAUCGUGUUCGAGUAGCGGUGCCAAUGAUGGCUUUGGGUUCUUCUCCAACACCCUCAAAGUUUCUUUCCGUACCCAGCCAUCGGACAUUGCUCUAGCUGCCGCAGUGAAAUCCGCCUGGAUUCGUCUCCGCCACCUCACGCCCAUCGUCGGCACCAAAACGGUCGUUGAUUCUUCGUCUGCCUCGUCCUAUCUCUAUCAGUACCAUGUCCCUUCAUCCCCUGCGGACGUCGAGAAAUGGGCGAGCGAAACCAUCGUAUGGAGCAAGGAGAAGAAGACAGUCCUCGAGAGGGACGAUGGUCUGAAGGUUCACUGGUGGACGCCAGCUGACAUGCAUUAUGACUAUGAGCUGCACGUUGGUCCGGACGUGCAGGACGGCGUGUGGCAUUUCCUGAUCAUCGCGGGUCAUCAUUGUGUGGACGCCCGGGGCGUAGUACAACUCUUCAGUCACUUUCUGACCUACCUUGAAGAGCAGGUUCAAGGCAAGGGUAUCGACGUCAAAACGCUCAAAUGGGGAGACGAGACGCCGCGGUUGGCUCCUUCCUCGAUCGUCGUCGCUCUCGAGGCUGCAGGUUUGCCGUUGUCUCUGGACUCUCCUGCCAAACCUGCGCCUUCCACCGCUGCCGAUGCUGCACCUCCUGCUGCACCUGUUUUAUUCCUCCGUUCGCAUCGCGCGGUCGACCCGAACCACCCGACUGGGCAGCGCACGUCCGUCAUUUGGCUGACUGAGGACGAGACAUUGAAGUUCCGCCGCGCAUGCAAGGCCCACAAGUACACCGUCACUCAAGCCCUAACGGGUAUUAUGUGCCUCUCAGAGGUCGAGUGGGUGCUCAAGCGCUACAAUGACGAGACUGAAGAAGAGGCCAAGGCAGAACUCGAGGCGUACAAAAACUCUACCGUGAUCCCGAGCUUAUGGAACAUCAUCGAUCAGAGGUAUAAAUUCAAGGAAUACGCUCUGCAUGGAAAUGAGAAGGGAUCCCCCGCUCUCGGCGUCGAUGGUUUCCCUAUCAUGUUGGACAUGAACGCGAUUCGGAAGGUCGUAAAAUACGACGAGAAGAACAGGAAGGUUCUGCGCGACAUCAGCCAGUCCGCCCUCUGGGACGGUGUCGUCAAAGCGGCCGCGGAGGGCUAUAGCUCAACACCGAUGACCUUGGAGAGUUACAUCGAACGCGAAAAAGGCAGUACUGCAGCCUCCUCUGCCUGGGAUCCACGCGGUUUCCAGCUCCCCGCCUUUGUCGCAUCCUCCAUCGGCGACAUCGACGCUUUCGGUUACUUGAACAAGUUCUCUCCGCGCGUACAGAAGAACGAGCCUUCCUCACUCGUGGUGGAGGAAAUUUGGCAGAGCGACAGGAUGGCGGAGGCGGUGAAGAUGGUUAUGUCUUGGCAAUGGAAUGGUCGCAUGGUAAUCAGCGUCCAGACAGGUGCGAAAUAUGUGUCUCAGAAGGCGAUGGACGCGUUCAUGUCGACUUUGAAAAGUUGGGUGGACGUUGUGUCAACCUGACGUCUGGAGAUUUUCGUUGGUGUACCCCCUUGAACGGCUUUAGAUGCUAGACAAUUACAUACCAGUGUCCUCGCAACUUGCUUUGUUUCAUGCGUACGCGC
This is a messenger RNA of Stereum hirsutum FP-91666 SS1, 1860 nucleotides long. RefSeq lists its product as uncharacterized. Bases 590 to 1759 code for a protein of 389 amino acids. Lineage: Eukaryota; Fungi; Basidiomycota; Agaricomycetes; Russulales; Stereaceae. The transcript is spliced from 5 exons. The record is from RefSeq and is a predicted model, not a curated record.